AAAUAAAUUUUAUAGUAAACGAUUAGUUUCGUUCGAAAAUUUGGUUUAUAUAUUAUUCUGUAUAUUUCUUGAAUGUGCAAAGAUCAAGGUAAUAGAUGUUAGAACGUAAUAGAUCGUAAUAGCACGUGCCGGCUUUACAUACACGUGGUUGAUACUUAAUUCAUAUUUUACUUUCGUUAUAAUCUCCGAGUCGACGUGCUCGAGAUCCAAAAUCUCGAGUCCUUCUAAAUAUAAAUUUGUAUAUUUUUACACGUUGCGAGAUACACAUUAAAGCAAAUCCUAAUAUAGUGGAAAACAUUUGCGAGGGAGUUACAUGAGAAUCUCGUGAAACGAAAGUUUUGAGACUCGAAAAAAACAGGGCGUCUUCGUGCUCUCUUAAUUAUCUAAUCUAAUCUUUCUUUUUUGGAUGCUAUUAAGCAUAAAUAUUAAGCAUAAAUAUUAAUUGAUAAUUAAUAUAUUUUACAUCGUCUCAUCGUGAUUGACAACGCAAAGUACAAAGUAGAAAACAAGGACUAACGUAUCGUUUAAAUAUUAUUCGUAGACAUGUUUUCUUUCUAUGUUAAUAGAUUGAUACUCUAUUAUAUUCUAUUUAUAUUUCUAUUUCCUUUGAAAUAUACUUUUUGUUUCUUUCGUUUUCAAUCAUCUAUUCUAAUCAUGUGGUACAGGCAAGCUAAACAUUCUUCGCGCCGAUAAUUUUUUUUUUUUUUAAGAAAACGAAGUGUUUCUAUUCUCGUCCUAAUUGUUUCGAAUUUUCUCUUCAACUUCUAAUGAGCUGAUAUUAAAAACGAGACAGAGUCGUGUUAAGCUUUUCGUAAUCAUACGAUUGCGAGUAAAGUUACACCUAUUAAAAAAGAAACUCUCGAAGCAACGUUAAACCGAGUUUAAUGAAAAGAAAAAAGAAAAAAAAAAAGAAAAAAAAAAGGAAAAAGUCUAGAAAAUGAGCUUACGUGCCGAUGUAAUAGCGUAAAUUGAUCUAUCUUCGUUACGUGCUGGUAGUAUCGGAUAUUAUACAAUGCACGAUAUAUAGAUAUAUAUAUGUACAUUUGUCCGACACGAUGUCAGACCGGUUUCAGUGAUCAUCCAUUGACGCGUUUGUCUUCUUCGGAAAAACAUAUAAGCAAUUAUAGAUUGGAUAAAACCGAUUAAGUUAUAGACACGCGAUAAACAUUCGUAUAUGUUUGUCAAUGCCAAUGCCGAUAGCGAACUGAUUUCAACACGUAUGUAGAAUUUCGAUUAUCGUAUGCUUAUGAAACGGUAUCCGCGGAAGAAUGCGUUUGUUUGCCCUUAAUAAAGAAAAUUUCUUUUCUUAUAAUCAAUUGUAACUAAAAAUAAAUAACAUUCUAAGCACGAUGUUCUUUGAGAGUUCUAUAAAAGAUUGUAUUAUAUGUGGACAUGAUUAUUUUGAUAUCUUUAACUUUUAAAAGAUUGAUAGAGAUGAAUGAUUAAUUAAAAAUAUAUAAAUGCGUAGGCUAUACCAUGGUUGUACAAAAUGAAGUAACUGAAGAAACUGGGCGAAGGAGAAACGAUAUCGCCAGUCUGCGACACGUUGCAUCCAUCUUUCAUUCAAUGCAAAGAAGCAACACGAUCAUCGUCAUCAUCGAACGACGCAUUUUUUCUUAAUAACUUAACUCUUGGUAUUGUUCUUUGUUUCAGAGUUGCGAAGCGAGAGCGACGAAACCGCGAAGUUGACGACGACGGGGAGAAGGUUGAAGAGGAACGAAAGAUGAGAUACAAGGUGAAUGACCCCGAAAACAAUGGAAGGGGAGUGGACGAUGGCAAUAAUAAAAAUUCAGAACUUCCAUGGCAAUGUAAUCACGGAGACGAAAAGUCGAGCAGAAAGGAAACAAGGCUCGUGAUAAUCGUUGUCUUAUUAACGAUAACUGUGAUUACUCUUAUUGUUACCUUAACUUUGCAAAUGAUUGUAUUUUAUAAGGAAGAAUAUAAAGAAAUGUGUCAGAGCGAAGAAUGCAUAAAAACAGCCGCGAGAGUAUUAGAAGCGAUGAAUAAAUCCGUAGAUCCUUGCGACGAUUUUUAUAGAUUUGCUUGCGAUGGUUGGGUCGCAAAGCAUCCGAUACCUCAAAGUCAAGUAUCCUGGGAUCAAUUGAGUCUACUUAGAGAAUAUCUCUUGCAAGAUUUAAGAAUUUUACUAGAAAUGCCUGACGAAGAGAAUGAUCUAAGACCUGUAAAGUUAGCAAGGGCUCUUUAUAAAACUUGCAUGGAUACGGCGAGCAUCGAAACAUUGGGACUAGAACCGAUAUUCGAAGUAUUCGAAAAGAUAGGAUUACCGGCGGAUCCACCUUUACAAGUCAAAGUUCCUUCUCUUGAUUUAUCUCAAAUCGCUGGUAGAACCCGAAGAAUAUUAGGCUUGAAUCUUUUGGUCAAUUUUUAUAUCAGCGAGGAUAUUCGAGACACGACGAGAAACAGAAUAAUGACGGAACAAGUAUCUCCAGCUUUUAGCGAACGAUAUCUUCUCGAUCCACAACGUUUUCAGUCUGAAUUAGGCGAAUAUAAAAAAUAUAUUAAAGCUAUGAUGGAGUUUGCUGGGGCUGGAAACAGAAGUACAAGUUUCGCGGAUGAAAUUUUAGAAUUUAGUACGAAAAUUGCAAAGAUCAUGGAUACACCGGAGGAAAGACGUAGCGUACAUCAUUUCUUUCAUGACGUUACUAUCGAUGAAUUACAACAGCUGACUGAUCUUCGUGUACAGCAAUGGAACUGGACGAGGUAUCUGAAUGGUAUAUUUGAAAAUACAAACGUGACCGUAAAUACAGAGAGUGAUAAAGUUAUUGUAAUGGAUCUACACUAUUUACAGAAAUUGCCCCAACUACUUGCGAUUACGCCGCCUGCUACGAUAGCACGUUUUAUCUGGUGGAGCGUAUAUUCAGCGAUUACGCCGCUUACACUGCAAAAGUUUCGUGAUCUUGGCUUUCAAUUUUCUCAAAAAGUUUUUGGUCUUAAAGAAAAAACGCCAAGAUGGAAAGGUUGUACCGGAAAUGUAAAUGCUAACUUUGGCAUGGCUCUCAGUUACGUCUACGCUCAAAAACAUUUCAAUGAACAGGAAAGAGAAAAGGCUUUAGAAAUGUUAAUGGACAUUAGGGCAGCAUUUGAUGCAAUGGUUAAAGAAUUAGAUUGGAUGGAUGCGGACACUAGACUACGCGCGCAUAAAAAAUUAUACGCAAUGAGACCAUUUGUCGGCUUUCCAGAGUGGAUUACUAAUCCAGAGAAAUUAAAUAAAUUUUAUGAAGGUGUGGAAGUAAUACAAGGGAAAUUGUUUGAAACUUUUUUAAAACUGACGGAUGUAGGUGUUAAGAAAAAUUUAAAUAAUUUGCGAGAAAAACCGGAUAAAAAUCGAUGGAUAUCCACUGGAACUACCGUUAAUGCAUUUUAUAGCGCUAUUUUAAAUUCAGUCACUUUUCCAGCAGGUAUUUUACAUCCGCCAUUCUAUGGAAAUGGAAUAGAAUCAAUCAACUAUGGUGCAAUGGGUGCAAUUAUGGGUCAUGAACUUACUCAUGGGUUUGAUGAUCAAGGUCGCAGAUACGAUGAAAACGGCAAUCUCAGGCAAUGGUGGAGCGACGAAACAUUGCAACAUUAUCAUGAGAAAGUCGAAUGUAUCAUCAAACAGUAUAGUAGUUAUCAUCUUCCUGAGCUGGGUAACAAUUUUACAGUGAGUAAUAUUCUCGUUGAAAAUAUUCCAAAAUGUGCCAAGGCAUAUUGGCUAAUUUACAAAGACAAAGAAUUACUGAUGAUUUUUCAGGUAAAUGGUAUUACAACUCAGGGUGAAAAUAUCGCUGAUAAUGGUGGAAUACGAGAAGCUUAUAGAGCUUAUCAAAGAUUGAAAGCUCGUAACUCGCACCAGCAAGCUUUGCCUGGUCUUUCAGAAUAUACUCACGAACAAUUGUUCUUCUUAGGCUUUGCACAAGUUUGGUGUGGAAAUUAUACAAAUGGAGCAUUAAAAUCUAAACUUAUAGAAGGUGUCCAUGCACCAAAUCAUUAUAGAGUAAUUGGGACAUUGUCUAAUAAUGCAGAAUUCGCGAAAGCCUGGAAGUGUUCAACUAAUAGUCGUAUGAAUCCAGAACACAAGUGCAUCUUGUGGUAAAUUUUUGGUAUUUGACUCAAUCCAAGAUAUAUUUGUACAAUUGUGACAGAAUGCAUGAAAAAAAAAAAGCAUAAAACUGUCAUAUCUAAUUUAAGAUUUAUAUUUAUAUAGACUGAUAGAAGCUAGUGAAUAAUUUAUUAUUACUCUUACAUUGUGUAUUCUGAACGUCAUUUUACGAACUGUAAAUAUCAUUCAAAAAAUAAGUACUUUCUCAA
This is a messenger RNA of Vespula pensylvanica (western yellowjacket), 4308 nucleotides long. Its product is annotated as neprilysin-4-like. The transcript is spliced from 15 exons. The coding region runs from base 1724 to 4093 and encodes 789 amino acids. The record is from RefSeq and is a predicted model, not a curated record. Gene Ontology annotation, molecular function: metalloendopeptidase activity. Gene Ontology annotation, cellular component: plasma membrane. Gene Ontology annotation, biological process: protein processing. Lineage: Eukaryota; Metazoa; Arthropoda; Insecta; Hymenoptera; Vespidae.